Molecule: messenger RNA, 4997 nt
Organism: Epinephelus lanceolatus (giant grouper)
Lineage: Eukaryota; Metazoa; Chordata; Actinopteri; Perciformes; Serranidae
Product: microfibrillar-associated protein 3-like
Source: RefSeq, a predicted model, not a curated record
CACUUGUGCAUCAAGGCCUUUUAACAGAUUAAAACAGGACUAAAAGGAAUAUCUUCGAACAUACAUCAGGAACAAAACUGUUGGACGUUCAUGUCGGUCGAGGAUUUGUUGUUUUGGUCGCUGUCCGAGCAGCAGGUUUGUCCCGUCUAAAUGUGAGCUGAAGCUGUAACUCCUUCUGACAUGUUAUCAUCUCAGAGACACCACCUGUCACUCCUGCUCCUCACUGUCCUGCUGCUCGGUGGCUGGACAGCAGACGGGGCUCAGAAUGGGACAGAGACAGAGACCAUGUCCUCCGUGCGGCUUGCCAGCAUCCCCUCGAGCAGAAACAUUGUGGCGAAGGAAGGAUCCAGCACACUGAUUGAGUGUAAUGUGACCGGAAGCCACGAUGACAUUAAGUGGUACAACUCUAAGGGACCUCUGCUGGGUGAGAAGUGGCAGAUUCAGGAGGAGGGCACCCUGAACAUCACUAUGGUCUCCUUCGAGGACCGUGGCAGCUACACCUGCGUCGCCUCCGGUGGCAGCGGUGGGAACAAAAACUACACCGUCACUCUUCGUGUAGCUCACACCGACAGUGGCUUGGGCCUUUACUACGUCAUCGUCUGCUUGGUGGCCUUCACCAUCACCAUGAUCCUCAACGUGGCGCGGCUUUGCAUGGUCAGCAGCCACCUCAAGAAGACCGAGAGAGCCAUCAAUGAGUUCUUCCGCACCGAGGGCGCAGAGAAGCUGCAGAAGGCGUUUGAGGUCGCCAAGCGCAUUCCAAUCGUCACGUCGGCCAAGACGGUGGAGCUCGCCAAGGUCACGCAGUACAAGACCAUGGAGUUUGCUCGUCACAUGGAGGAUCUGGCUCGGAGCGUCCCCCUGCCACCGCUCAUUUUAAACUGCCGCACAUUCGUUGAGGAGGUCGUGGAGACAGGGAAGCCGAGGUCUCACGCUGCAGAGCAGGCUGGGACAUCAGUGUCUCUGAACAGACCAGCCAUAGGCCCUCCCUCCGCUGACAAAAGUGGAGAGAAGGAGGAGGGGGAGGAGGUGCGUCAGGCUCUGCUGUCAAGUGGUAGGAACGAUGGAGGCGGUGCUGAUGUCAAAGUUUCAGUCCAUACAGUUUCUGAGAAGGUGGAUAGUGAGGAUACAGAGGCUGAGAUGUGCCUCAAUGUGCCGGGCUCACGGACAAGUGUGUCCUAUGAGAGCAAAGUGUAGUCUCAGUCUGACACCCAGCAGAAGAAGCACAUCGUCUGAAGUGUGAGGCGUCUAAUUGCAAGUGCUUCAAAGAGAUUAAAAAACAUAAAAAAAUUGUGGGGUUGGUUAUCAUUCAGAUUGUAGCCAUUGUGUUUCUGCCUAUUGAUUCUUAUUCUUAUCAAAUCCUGGGUCCAAAUCUUUGAGUACAAAUUGGAUUCUGGCUGUUUUCCAACUGUUUUUCCUUGAGAUGUUCAUCCUAGUUUCAGAUGAUCUUGGACAUUUUGGGCCCUAUCUUACACCUGGUGUAAAGCGUUGCACAAUGCAGCGCAACAGCCAUUGCUAGUUUUAGACUGAUGCAGUUGUCAUUUUCAAGGCCAGCGCCCACAAGUGGUGAAUGUACUUGUGCAUCUGUGUGCCCACAGGUGAGUAGGUUGUUAAUGCAUUGCUAUUUUGAAGCAGUAGAAAGCGAUGAUGCCACUGACCAACAGAAACCUGCUCUAAAGUCAGAUUAGGCUGAGUAUUUUGCUGCAAUUUUAAAGGUGAAUUAUUCAGAUAGUAGGAUACACCUACAAAGGUACACUCUGCUUGUUAGACACACAGGGUCGCAUGGAAGGGUUGCAUCAUUAAUACCAGCAUCAUUAAUGAGGAAAAUAUUUGUAACAUUUUCCAAAAUUUGAACAAAGCAGAGACCAGAGCAGAGCCGCAGAGCUGCUGUUCUGCACAAGACUCCUCAUUAAAGAGAGUGGCUGUGCAAAUGUAUGCAUGAGGAGCUGCAGAACCUUAUUGAUUAUUCAGCUAAAAGUUUAGCACUGUUUUAUAUUUCAAGUUUAUAACUAUAGUUUUUAGUUUUGCGGCUUAAAUGUCCCUCGGUAUUUGCUGUAGUGACAUUACUGCUCUUACUGCAUAACUGUCAACAGAAAACUGCUUGCUUCUCUAAUUUGCCGAAACCGCCAUGUAAAAAGGUGCACCUGUGUUUUUAAGAGAAAGGCAGAUGACACUCUGGUUAUAUUCACUUUAUACCCCAAACUAAGAUUACGAAGAACCUAAGAUUAAUUAAAGGACUAAAUACAGCCGUUUUGCCCCUUGCGUCUUACUUUGCACCCAGAUUAUGUGUUGUUUAACUGGUGAAGUGUAGCUGAAUACAACCUAAAGGCACUUGUGCCAUGCACUUUAGACCAUGUGUUUGAAUAGGGCCCUAUGACUACAUCUGUGGCAAUCAAAAUACUGGAUCUGCUGAGUCAUGUUCUUUCUCCUUCUGGCAUGAUUGUAUCUCCAUGCAGUGAUUACAUUUUACUAGACUUUCAUCAAAUUUACAGUACCCUCACUUUUAAGCUAUUGCUCCCAUUUGCCACAUUAUAAACACUAUACACAUGUGCCGACGUGUGCUUAACUGGUGAUGUUGAAGGAUGUGCUCUCAGGAAUCAAAAAGCCAUUUGGCAACAAAUCCUCAAUGAUUAUAAAAUUGCAAAAAUACAACACAAAGCUCAGAGAUCUAUUUUCUCUUCUCUUAGAUAUACUUUUUUUUUAAAUAUAUUUUUAUUUGUUUUUUACAUAUUACAACAAACGAACAAACAAAAACAUGAACAGGGCAGCUAAGACAUUUCACAAUAGGACAUAAUACUAGGAAACAAAAGUUUCAUGUGACAAGUUAUGCGUCAUACACAUUUUACAGGUGGACAGAGAGAGUAUACAGAAAUAAAUAAGUAAAUAAAAUGAACUAGUAAGUUAAUUGGUUAGGUAUCCCUCAAUUACAGUUGCAGGCAAGGCAGUCCCGUUAUGACUAUGUUCAAGAUAAGAUGCAGUCAUUGAUUGUGUCCCACCUGCAGAAAACUAAAGAAAGUGAGGCCUGUGAAGACAUAUUUUUGCUGUAACUGAGUGAAAGAUAUCAAGGCAGAGCCGUUAAAUAAAUCUCCUAAUGUUGUUAUGCCACCAUCUCGCCAUAGCCUAAACACAGGGUCCUCAACACCUGGGGGGAAAUCAGGGUUCCCUUGACUUAAGGUGCGGGGUGAUGUUAACUUGGUUCAACCCUCCAUAGAUCUUGCAAAUUUCCAUGCCCUUAGCGUGUUUAGGACGAUUGGGUUUGUACACAGUUUUUUUGCUAAGGCAGUAUCUAUGAGAAAUAACAGAUUUUGGAGUGGACAACUACAUUGGGCAGCUUCUAUAUCUAGCCAUGUAGAAGACUGAUCUUCCUUCAGCCAUUCGGCCACGAACCUUAAGUGUGCAGCCACCUGAUACCACCUUACAUUUGGAAGAUCUAAACCUCCAGCAGCCUUUGGUAACUGUAAUUUUGCUAACUUCAAAUGGGGCCUUCUUUUAUUCCAAAUAAAUGAACUCAGCCAACCUUCAAGGAUCUUAACCACCUUAUUUGAAAGAAUAAUGGGCACCAUUUGGAGUGGAUACAAAAGCCUUGGUAAGGCAUUCAUUUUGAUGAGUGCAACCCUACCAAGCUACGACAGCGGGAGGGACGCCCAGCGGUCAAGCUCACAUUUUAUAGUGUCUAAGAGAGGUGUAAAAUUAGCACUAUACAUCUGAUCAAAUGUCUUAGAUAUACUUUAAUUUUCAUGUUUGUGUGGUGGGAUCCCCUUAACUUCCCAUUCUGUGGGUGUCUCUGAACACAGUUAGUGUAGCAACAGGUAGACAAGAGCUCAUUUCCCUCCCACAGAAGACGCCCUUUGCUGCCAUUGGCAUUGACAGUCAGUCAGCUUGCACAGAACAAAAUGUAAUGAAAUAUCCUAAUUUCAUUGUGUCGAUUGUUUGCAUGUCAAUGCGUCCUGUCAGUCAUCUGACACACAGCGAGAAUUCAACAACAAAAAAUGCGUCAAAAACAUGUCACUUCACAGACUUGAUUGCCAUCUCCGUAUCUCUAUAUUUGGGUCUUUGUUAGUCUGGAGAGCAGUUUAAUUACAGGUUUGGUUUUGCUUCAGAGUGAAUAUUUCAAUGACAGAAGUAAACAUAUUUUUUAAACCCCCCAAAAGCAAGAUGUUUGAGGGAAUUUUCAAAAAUGUACAGUAAACACCAAGCUUCCAUCUACUUAUACCUUUCAGAGGCAGCACUGAAAUAUAAACAUGAUUAUUUUUACAUUAGAGUUUCAAAACAUGUCUGCUGUGAUGGAAAAUGUCUGAAAUUAUGCUCAUAAAUAUGCAGGUGUAAUCUAUCAUAUUUUGAUGUGUGCAUGCCUGGAAAAGUCAGGGACCAUCAUUUUUUAUGAUGAAGGUGAUGCAGCAUUUUCUCUCUGUAUUUACUGCGGCAUUUGUGAAUCGGAACGUAAAUAGCGGCUCAUUUGAAGUUUGUAAUUUAUUGUUUUGUGUAUAGAUUUACAUAAACACACAGAAUGUCCAUACUGGGUAAGGUGCAGCAGUUUCUCCAUAUGAGAUGCCGCAGCAUAAAAAGUUAAAUUAGUUAAGCUUAUUCCAUUAAAAUAUUAAAAUGAAAUGAAAUAUAAAGAUGUUUGUAAAGCUCUUCAAGUAAAGGACAAACCAGUCAUUCUCAAAAUCAUAUGACAAUUUGUAUCUGUUGUUACAGGAGUUUUUAGAAAAAAACUUCUUUACUGUGUCUCAGAGGGAUAUAUAAGAAAAUGUGUCAUGUGUACGGUGUGUAAACUAUGAAUCAGCUGUGACAACUAUGCUUGAACAAAACGUUUUUGAGUAACUACUGUUUGUACUUUGGUGUAUCGUUCUGUUUCAUCACUCUGUGAUAAUGGUGUCAUAUUCAAAGGUGUUUAGAUAUUCAAAAGUGAUACUGAAAAGGUCAUUCUCAGGGACCAAUAGCAAAAGUUUACAUCCUGUAAUUGACAAUAAUUGAAUAAAUACAAUGAAAAACAUGCA